AACCCGAAACGGAGACUUCACAACUCCUGGUGCCAGUACCAAGCAGCAGUACAGCCACAAGCAAAGUCCCAAACCCAAGCAAAAGCAAAAGACCGUGUCGCAGUCAGGUUGAUCCGAUCAGCAGCAGCCAUGGAAGCGGUGCUGAUGCAGCAGCAGGCAGCUGUUCUGGCGAGACGCCGGUGCGUACGGUGGGCGGCACCGGCCGGGAACCGGCUGGCCGUCGUCCGGCUCGGCAUGGCACGGCGCGCCAGUUGGGCCGUCCGGGCAAGAUCGGGCCUGCUAGCGAGGGCCCACCUCGUCGCCGAGCGGCGCAGCAAGGAGACAGCCGGUGAGGAGGAGGAGGAAGAGGACGCGCGGGCGACGAGGCUGUUCGUGGGCCUCCCCGCGGACGUGGUGACCGACGGCAAGGCUUUGAAGUGCUCCAGGGCCGUCAAGGCCGGGCUGCGCGCGCUCAAGCUGCUCGGCGUCGACGGCGUCGAGCUGCCGGUGUCCUGGGCCGUCGUGCAGCCCGGAUCGGACGACGACGGCCACCAGUUCGAGUGGGCCGGGUACCUCGCCGUCGCCGGCAUGGUCCGCGACGCUGGGCUGGGCCUCCGCGUCUCGUUCCUCACCCACGGCGCCGCGCUCCCCGGCUGGGCCGCCGAUGCCGACAUCCUCUUGGCCGACCGCUCCGGGAACCGCCACGAGGGAUGUCUCUCCUUCGCCGUCGACGAGCUUCCCGUGCUCGCGGGCAAAUCGCCGAUCGAGGCGUACGAGGCCUUCUUCCGCAGCUUCGCGGAUGCCUUCCACGGCUUCUUGGGCUCUACUAUUACGGAUGUGACCGUGAGCCUGGGACCAAACGGCGAGCUCCGGUACCCGUCGUACCCGCCGCCUGGAAGCGAUUGCGCCGUCGAGGACGCAUACUUGGGCGUUGGCGAGUUCCAGUGCUACGACAAGCACAUGCUCGCGCGGCUGAAACUGCACGCCGACUCGUCGGGGCAGCCGCUGUGGGGCCUGUCGGGCCCGCACGACGCCCCGGGGUACGGCGACGCGUCCCCAGAGUCCACGGGCUUCUUCAGGGAGCAGCACACCGGCGCGUACGGGGCCUUCUUCCUGUCGUGGUACGCCGGGGAGCUGCUGGCGCACGGCGACCGCGUCCUAGCCGCGGCGUCCAGGGCGUUCCGCGGCGCGCCGGUCGAGAUGUCAGCCAAGGUGCCGUUCUUCCAUCACUCCGGGUCGACGCGCCUAGCGGCGGAGGCCACCGCCGGGCUGUACGGCGGGUACGGCCCGGUCGCCGAGAUGUUCGCGCGGCACGCGUGCACGGCCAUCGUGUCCGUGGCCGGCAUGCCGGACGCAGAGGCGGGUGAGGUCCUGGCGCGGAUCAAGGACGCCUGCACGGAGCGCGGCGCGCGGUUCGCGUGCGAGAGCGCGUCGGUGGCCGCGGCUGAUGCCGAUCCCGGCGUCUGGGGCGCCCUGCUGAAUGCUGACAGAACCCGGCCGUGCCACUUCACGUACCAGCGGAUGGGCGCGGAGUUCUUCUCGCCGGACCACUGGCCGCUGUUCGUGCAGUUUGCGCACGCGCUGGAGUCGUCGUCACCCGAGGAGACGCACGAGGACGACCUGCCGGGCGAUGGGGACGGCUUCCGGCUGGCCGCUCCGUCUGGCCACGCGGCGCAGGGCACCGUGAAAGAGCCGCAAACAGCUUGACAAGCCUACUGUUCCGCCUCGUUGUAGAUAUGAUAUACCAUAUGGGCGGCACCGGUAUAUUUGUCCUCCAUUGUGUAGAAUUCUGCAGUAAAUUCCUGAGAGUGGUGACAGCUGUCGUGUAUAGCUGCAUAUAGCGGGGUUGAAGAGUUGAAUGUCCUCCUAUUUUUCUUCAGAUUGUAUCAUCAUCGUGAUAAUGAUGAUGAUGGGUUGGUCUUGCGUCCAGAAGUUGUACGAUGUGAUGUUGCCCCCACGAAUCAAUGUGAGGUAUCCCGCCCAAUAAUCUGAGGUGUUAACAUGCGAAA
Brachypodium distachyon (stiff brome) is the source of this 1988-nucleotide messenger RNA. RefSeq names its product inactive beta-amylase 9. The record is from RefSeq and is a predicted model, not a curated record. Gene Ontology annotation, biological process: polysaccharide catabolic process. Gene Ontology annotation, molecular function: beta-amylase activity. The transcript is spliced from 2 exons. Lineage: Eukaryota; Viridiplantae; Streptophyta; Magnoliopsida; Poales; Poaceae. The coding region runs from base 130 to 1686 and encodes 518 amino acids.